UGAAGAUGUGAUGUUGAAUCCCCCUGAUGAACAGUCCGUAAUGACCUAUGUGUCCCAGUUUUUGGAGCACUUUCCUGGAAUUGAGGCGGAUGACACAUCAGAUAUUCUAGAGCGAAACAAAGCUGGCGCUCGAAUGAACGAACCUCCUGUUCGGAAUGGAGUACAGAGGAAACGGGAGUCUUAUACGGUCAAGAAAGAUGUUGUUCAGCCACCACCCAAGAUCUUCAUCUCCUCAGUGUCUGAAGAUCGUGAGCAGAUCACCUCCCCAGUUCUUUCACACAGCCCUGAGGACAGACCUUGGACGAGUGAAGAGUCGUCGGUGGGUUCAAGUCCCAGUCCUGCAAUUGACAAGGAUUUGGUUUAUUAUAUUUCAUAA
This is a messenger RNA of Sinocyclocheilus grahami, 376 nucleotides long. RefSeq names its product calmin-like. The record is from RefSeq and is a predicted model, not a curated record. NCBI's taxonomy places the organism in Eukaryota, Metazoa, Chordata, Actinopteri, Cypriniformes, Cyprinidae. The transcript is spliced from 3 exons. The coding region runs from base 11 to 376 and encodes 121 amino acids.